This is a messenger RNA of Solenopsis invicta (red fire ant), 2687 nucleotides long. RefSeq names its product transcription factor GAGA. Gene Ontology annotation, cellular component: nucleus. Gene Ontology annotation, molecular function: protein binding. Bases 627 to 1922 code for a protein of 431 amino acids. NCBI's taxonomy places the organism in Eukaryota, Metazoa, Arthropoda, Insecta, Hymenoptera, Formicidae. The transcript is spliced from 5 exons. The record is from RefSeq and is a predicted model, not a curated record. Gene Ontology annotation, biological process: regulation of transcription by RNA polymerase II.
AAAGAUGAAGCAGCUCGGUAGGAAUUCGAAUUCGCGCCUUUUCUAGACUUUCGAACUGGAAGUUCCUUUGGGGCGCUUCGCCCGUCGACCGCGCGACGGCACCACUAUGUAGCUGCGUCUGCGUCGCGCAACGCGUCGCGACGUACUCUGUGGUGUAUGUACAUACUUCGUUCAUAUACGUGCAUCGUACGCAUACGCGAUCGCACCUGCGAUAGGGUUUGAAUCUCACCUACGACUGAGAGAGAGAAAGAGAGUGCCGCGUGCCGCUCUACGUACGGCAAAACUCGCAAACGGACGACAACGACGACGACGACGACAGUGACUAUCGACGGUGCCGUGUUCUGUGAACAAUCGCACGGUUUUCCGAUGCAUGCGACGCGCGCGUUCUGAGGACGUUCGCGUCCCGACACAACGCGUGGUGCGGACUCGCCGCGACACUUUAUGCUCAGGUGACCCCCCGCGCGAUCACGACUUUCUCCAACCUCGUUGCGGCGGCGUGCGAUCGUCCGGCCCCGGGAAGCGGACAGACACAAUUCGCUACGUCCCUGUGCCCGUCGCCGUCGGCGACGACGUCGUCAGAGGAGAAAGCCUUCGCCGUCGUACGCAGUUAAGCUCUUUGAGACGGAAUGGGUAGCAGUGGCCAGCUCUACAGUUUGUCCUGGGGAGAGUUCAGCUCCUCUCUGGCCUCUGCGGUUCAGCUGUUGAGGGGAGACGGCGAUUUGGUGGACGUCACCUUGGCUGCUGGCGGACGCAGCUUUCCUGCACAUAAGAUUGUUCUCUGUGCGGCCAGUCCAUUUCUGUUGGACUUGUUAAAGAGCACGCCAUGCCAGCAUCCAGUGGUUAUGCUGGCUGGAAUUGAAGCGGCUGACUUGGAAUCUUUGCUGGAGUUCGUAUACCGAGGAGAGGUGAGCGUUGAGCCAGAGCAGUUGCCGUCUUUACUGCAGGCGGGCCGUUGUCUGUGUAUCCAUGGAUUAUCACCUCCAACUGUAGUAACAGAGAGUGGAGAAGAAGUUCCUGUAUCUGCGAUACCAACACCGACGAAUGAUGGAUUAUCGAGGGUCAAUUCCUAUUAUCCGCUGAAACGCAGAAAAAAGAGGAGGAAGUCGUCAACGUCUUCAGGAAAGUGGCAAUGUACUGGUAAUACCACUGACAGCGAGGGCAGGCCUUUGGAUGACAACAGCAGAACAAUGCCUUAUGAAAACAAGGAUGACGACACUAUGGAUCAGACCGAUGAUGCAGCGGGCGACUGCCUGGUCGGAAACUACGCGAACAACCAUCAGGGUGGCAGUCAUUCUCCGCGACUUCAAGAGUCAUCCGUCGCGGACAAUCAUCAGGCGGCGCAUCAGGAUCACAUUUCGGAUGGCGAAUCGCACCUGCAUACGCUGAUGCCGAUGCAGUUCUCACCGUUGCACAUACCGCAGUUCCACAGUUCCCUCAACAUAGGUUUCCCGUCCGGUUUGGCGUUGUCCGGCCUGUCUGUUGCGGCUACUCAGACGGCGCCGAUCAGCUCGAUGACCGGAAACACGUUGACCGCAAGCGCGAAUCAUUCGAAGGCACGCGGCGCCUCCGAUUGUCCAGGCGUUUGUCCGUUCUGCGGCGCGACUCUGCGUCAGGCGCGAAAUCUACGUAGGCAUUUGAUAUCCUCGUGCAAGCACCGGUUCAAUAACUCCGUGGCAGCUGCAAUGGCGACGACGCAAAAUACGGACUAUGCGAUGGUAGAAAUUAAGCCUGAUAUUAAGCCUGAAAUUGAUGAGCAUGAUGAUUACAACAAUCAGUCAUCGGUGACGUAUGGAACUGACAACGGUAGUAACGAUUGCGAACAGAUAGUGUGCAAUCCUACCCUGCCGUCGCCGACGUCACACGAGCCCGAGAGCGCAAUAUCAUCGCCGAGCAGCAUCCCGUCGCCGACAAUCGCCAGAUAAAUAUACAGGAAACGGACUCGGCAGAAGUAUCGAGACGAUUGACGUUUCAUAGUUAAUUUUCUUGCGGAUUCCGUUUGGUUGUCGAAUUGUGUUUUACAGUGAUGCGAUACUAGAGAUCGUGGUGAGUGGUAUGUGGCGCGUUACGUAAGAGAGCAGAGAUGAAAAAUAUUUUGCAGUACUUGUACGUAUGUAAAACAUUUACACGAACGGUUAUUUGUAAUUAUGAGCGUACGUAACUAGGUCAAAAGUUCGGAAUAUAUUUGCGCGUUUAAUUUUAUACGAAGAAUCUUCCACAUUAAUGCAUAAGAUAAGUACUAUAGGAUUAAUCGACGCAGGUUUAAGUAUAAUGAGUAAAGCCGUAUCGUGAAAUUAUCGUUAUUCUUUUACCAUCGACUUACACGAUAAUCAGGGUUUCGUGUGACUGUGCAAUUCAACUUCGUCCACCGCACUUUAUUUUACUGCCUCCUUUUUAAUUCCUCCUUACCAUAGAAUGGUCUAAUAGUAAUACAUUUCUAAGAAUACGGGCUACCGCUCACAAAUACCAUUUCAUGAUGAAAGCGAGGAUCUUCCAGCAGCCACAAAGUAGAACUAAUCGGCGUACAUUCCCGUUUUGCAAUGAUAUGCUGCGUGCGUGGACUGUUGACAAUAGUACAUACACAAAACCGCUAGUAUUUUAAUUGAGAAAGAAAUAAGAUAAUGGGUAUAAUGAUGUAAUAUCCAGUUUCUUUUCUUUUUCAAUAAAGCGUAAGGUACGUGAUAAUACUA